AUGAGAAAAUACUCGUCUUGCUCAUCGUUAUUACAACGAAUUCGUGAUCAACAUCUUCGAGAUGCUUGGAAUACGCAAAUUGAAUAUAUUCAAAAGGCAUGGAUCAGUUUAUUCUUUUAUUUUGUUGUACUGUUGAUAUUCCAAUGUCAUAAUCGAGUAUACAAUGCAUGGGAAGGUCCAUUUCCAAUGGAUCUCUAUCAAUUUCGAAAUCAUUUAAAUAUGAACUAUAACUUGUUCGGUUUUAAAUCAUUUUUUUCAUUUCGUUGGUUUCUUUUUCAACCUGAAUAUAUUCAAAUUGAAUUGGGUAAAAAUGUAAUUGAUCAAAGUAUCGAGAAUACAUUUCGAGUGUUUUACGGUCAUUAUUCAUACGAAAAAUUAUUAUAUACAUUUAAUCGAGUCGUAGAACCAAUGAUUGAUACAUCACACAUGCCAUUGUUUAUUAAAUUUUAUGCAUAUAAACAAUCAUAUCCUCAAAUACAUUAUCCAUAUCGUUUUCAAUCACUUAAUAUCAAUACACUACGAUGUAUUGGCAAACAACUUGGAAUUUCGUCAAGAGAAUUCAUACAUUGUUGGGAACAACAAGAACAAUUACGUUAUGAACAAGAAACUCAACGCGCUCAAGGAGAAGAACAACGACGUCGUCUGGAACUUAUCAUUGAAGAAGAAGUUCAACAUCAACAGCAUGUCUAUGGACACGACAUCAAUCGAAUAUUGCAAGGCAUACGAUCAGCAUCGCCUCGUUUCAUUGCACAAUUUCGUUUGAAUGGUUGGCAAAUAGUCAGUCAUGAUCUCCUUGAUUAUAGAUGUAGUAUUUGUCUCGAAGAUUUACAAUUAAAUCAACGUAUUGCUCGAUGGCCUUGUCAAGCUAGGCAUACAUUUCAUUUCGAUUGUAUGUUAGAUGUUUUACGAGCAGGAAAUACAUGUCCAUUAUGUCGACAUCCUGUUGAAGCAGCAGAUUUACCUAAUGCAGAAGCUGUUGUUUGGCUCCUCUUAAGAACAAUGAUGCCUAAUGCAUCCACUUGA
Molecule: messenger RNA, 1023 nt
Organism: Rotaria sordida
Lineage: Eukaryota; Metazoa; Rotifera; Eurotatoria; Philodinida; Philodinidae
Source: the annotation of a GenBank genome assembly